ACACUUGUAAAUAAAUAUGAAUCUCAAGCUGCCCUAAAUCUUUAGUCUAUAUAAAAGGGUCCACUCUAUGUCCUCCACUCAACACAGAAUCUAAGUGAUAAGGAGGAAAAAUAAGUGAACUCACUAUGUCAAAACUAGUCACCCUCUUCACCUUAGCUCUUCUAUUAAGCUUGAGUUUAACCUCUGCCUCUCGUCCUAAUUUUGUAUUUAAAGGUGUCUCUUCACUACACGAGGAUAUUGUUUCUAGCAAGGCAUCAAGUGUAGAUUUAGAAGAUGAGAAUUGUGAAGGAGUGGAAGGAGAACAAGAAUGUUUGACAAGAAGGACUCUAGCUGCACAUCUCGAUUAUAUCUACACUCAGCAUAAACCCAAAAAUUAAUGUCUUUGGAAUGGAAGCAACAUAAUAAUGCAAUAAAGCAAUAUAUGAUCAAUAUAUAAAUUUUUGUUUCAUGUAUAAAAAAUAUGCUUAAUUUUGUUGAGUUUUUGUUGAAUUAUAUUUGAAUAUAUAUACAUGUACAUGUACGGAUAUAUACACAUAUUUUCCUAUAGUUUCAAGUUUCAACCUAAGGGUGAAGAAAGCUUUCACACACCCCUCUGAUUUGAAGAAUUUGGUGUUCAGCAUAAUCAGAAAUUGUGGAAGAUGGCUUUAAUCUCAAGUACGAGGAGUGAAGACAUUCUAUCAAAUUUUGAAUGAAUUGUUUUAUGUAAUUUAA
This is a messenger RNA of Medicago truncatula (barrel medic), 711 nucleotides long. RefSeq names its product phytosulfokines. The coding region runs from base 126 to 377 and encodes 83 amino acids. NCBI's taxonomy places the organism in Eukaryota, Viridiplantae, Streptophyta, Magnoliopsida, Fabales, Fabaceae. The transcript has 2 exons. The record is from RefSeq and is a predicted model, not a curated record. Gene Ontology annotation, biological process: cell population proliferation. Gene Ontology annotation, molecular function: growth factor activity. Gene Ontology annotation, cellular component: extracellular region.